Molecule: messenger RNA, 3346 nt
Organism: Magallana angulata
Lineage: Eukaryota; Metazoa; Mollusca; Bivalvia; Ostreida; Ostreidae
Exons: 2
Coding region: 39-2324 (761 amino acids)
Source: RefSeq, a predicted model, not a curated record
AACACCUAUCACAAAGCCUAGGAAGCGUGUAGGAGAAGAUGGCCAGAUUAGAGCUCCUGCUGCCAGUGCUACUCGCCGUCCAAUAUGUGUCAAGUCAGAGCACCGACCCCUUAGGUGACUUCAACAUUGACGCCCUUUUAGCCGAGCUGGGCCCAUUUCAAGGAGGCGCGCCCCAAGAUCCACAGCCACCAGGAAAUCUAGGGUCUGCAGUUGCAGACAUUUCGACACAAACAGGAGGUGCAAAAGAAUCAGAUAUACAAGCUGCUAUUAAUGACAUUCAAAGAGAACUCAGACAGAGUUUUGCUGCAGAUUCUAGUCUCCAAGGACUUGUUGCAGGAAAUACUGAACAUCUAGGUAAUCUAGACGCCUUGCUGUCAUUAGGAGGAAGUGGGCCCUCCACCGCAACGACGAAUAGUAAUGGUGGCGUUGGACUCGAUGAAAUGUUGCUUUCAAAUACAGCCUCAUCUCAUAACACACAAAGUCCUCUUGCUCUUGAUUCUAAUCUUCAAGGCCUUUUUACAGAAAAUGGAGAUCUAGGCAACCUUCAAGCAUUGCUUGGUUCUUUUGGAGGAAGUGGGUCAUCCACCGCUACGUCUAGUAGUGGAGGUAGUAAGAGCGGUAGUAGUGUGGGUGUUGAUAAAACGAGACUAUCGAAUGUUCAUUCAUCUUUCGACUCAAAAGAUUCUCUUGGAGAAACCUCUAAAGCACAGUCAUUCUCGUCCCAACCCAUUGCUUCUCAAAACAGUCUCGAAAAGUUUGCUACUGGAACACAUGAUCAACAUAAAGAUAACAUAUUGGAAUUGCCACUGCCAAAUAUCGGCGAUUUGUCACUGAAUCAGCGUCAAUUUUCUCAAUCUAAAAAGGAUAACAAUAACCUGAAUUCCUUCACUCAGUCGAAUCCAAUAGAAAAAUCCUUCACGCAGGCUGUUGGAACCGCAUCACAUUCGUCUGAAGGCUCCUCACACAUCCAAAACGCAUCCCCCUUCUCAGCUGCAUUUUCCCAAGGAACACCUUCUGUAACGUCACAGUUUCCGGAUCUUAAUAUUCCUAAUACGAAUUUUGAUUUCCAGAGCACAUUCAAAACAACAGAAAAUUCGGGUUUCCAACAAAGCAGCAGUCGACCAACUCCAGUCGACCGGUUUCAAAACACUGCAAGCAGCGCAGUUAGCUUUGGCUUAUCCGACACUUCCAUACAGCGGAGAUCGGAUUCUCCAAGCAGACGACAACUAGAAAAUCUUUCCCCUGAUGAACUAAGGCGCGCUCUGGCUGAAGUAAACAAAGAGAUAGAUAGGCUCUCUAGCCCAAUUAACAACAACAAUCAGCCUUCUUCAGGAGUUGAGAAUAUUAUUAUCGAAAGCGAUCCAAGAAGAGUUGUCCAAGGACUUGACAGAAGAUCACAACCCUUAAUAGGACUAGAACCUGGCUCUAUAGCCCAACGUUUUGGGGGAAGUCAAGGGUUAGAUUCCUCUUUAACUCGUGAUGCGCCCGUUGAAAACUCAUUUGAGCUACAACAAACAUCUAACGCAUUAACAGCUUCUUCACCGGACCCAACAGAAGAACAAUCGGGACCAGAAGGACAACAAUUCGUCACAGCCGCUCGACCUCAGAUCAAUCCCUUAAAUGCUUUUGAAAAUAUGGGCGGAGGAAAUCCUUUUGCACAAAACCCGUUUGUUCCUGGGUUUUCGCAAAUGUUUGGAGCCCCGGCUCUCGGCCAAGUUCCACCUAUGUUUAGACCUGCACAACUACCACCUAAUUUUGGCCAAGGUGUUCCAGGGGUUACAAAUCAGCUACAACGAUUUGGCAACACAAAUAGUUUAGAGUUUGGCGAGAUUUCUUCACCUGGAAACUUACGAUCAAGUCUUCCUAAUUUGAGAUUUGAACCACCAAAUGGAUUUCCAGGCAGAAACAGUUUUGGUCCGUCGGGUAGAGAGAUUCGGUUUGAACAAAGAAGGCAACCUGGACCAUCGUUUGGUCCCGGACGUCUGCGUGAACGACUCCAGGACAACAGACAAGAAUUUUUGAGGUCAUCUGACCGAGAUAGUAGGGCAAGAUCCCCCGACAGGGAUAUAAAUAGAAUUAGAGACUCUAUACGUCAGCAGCGUUUAAGAGGUUCAUUUGAUUUGAGUUCUCUAAGACCAUCCAUUGGACAGGGCAGGAGCGGCUCGAGUCAACCCAUCAGAAGACUGCGACUCAAUGGAAGGACUUUAAGGCGGCAAGGGCAUUCUGGACCAGGCAGACGCCUGACCGGAAGACAGCCGGGGUCUGUACGGCCGGAGUCUGUACGCAGACAAGAGCUUCGGUCUUCAUGGAGAGGGAGACUAUAAGGAACCAUGGCAGUUGAAUGUAUGAAUGAAUCGUGUGAAUGUGUGCUUACCUGUUUCAGAGCGUGCGUUAUAUUUGAACAUUUUUUGUAAACAUAUUUUUUCUAUAUUAUUUAUUUUCCUAAAUAAAGAAAAAAAAAAACACGUCAUUGUAUUGAUGGACGGUAACAUAACAAUGAAGAAGUUUUGAUAGUAAAUAUAUUUUACUUGCAUCUACUGAGUGUACACUAACUCAAUAUGUGAAGGAAAAUAUGCAGAAAAGGAAAUCAUUUUCAUACCCAUGAAAGAAACACUAAAACAAAUAUAUCGAGUAAACACAAGAAUUAUCUCCUUAUAUUUACAUUCAGUUAUCCCCUUAUGUUUGCAUUUGAAAUCUGCGACGUUCAAUUUUCUAUGAAUACACUUUGCUAAUUCAUGCGCCAUGAGCACAGAAACAUGUUUUGAGUAUAUUUAUUUUUGUAAGAUUAAAUGAAACUUUAAAUCUUACAUAACCAAUUUGAUAUCUACUAUUGAAAAACAGUCAAGAUACUCUUUAAUAAAAAAACAUUUUUCUCCACAAAGUUUCUGGCACUAUAUCAUUUGUCGUGGAAGCUAACUAGAUAACAUGUUAAUAUGGCUGUUCCAUGUAUGUUUCAUAUCCCAGUCUAAGAGCGCGAAUAAUGGCAUUUUAGAGGCGAUAUAUAAUAUUUCAUACAAAUAGACAUCAGUAUGAAAAAAAUAAAAGCAUUGAAUGCUUAAUUUUGGAUGUCCUAUGGCACACCAAGCGGUGAAGACACGCUAACGCGUGGUAUUCAAUUUGGCUGCACCGCUUGGUGUGUCAUAGGACCGACGACAUCCAAAAUAAGCAUUCAAUGCAAUGUAUAAUAUAACAAUGUUAGUUUAAUAUGUGUGAAAUGCAUACGAAUGAAAGCCUAAUUAAUUCACCUGAACUUUCCAAUUACGUCUUUCAGUUGAAACUAAUCAUUCAACAUUCACAAAAAGAAAACUGUUAUUUAAAAAAAAGAAUAAUAAAUUCAUCAUCUUCU